AUGGCACGAGCUGCUAUCGGUAAGAUGUCAUGGGAUAAAUACAUUCUGCGUUCAGUGCAAGAGGCACCGCCUGUUCAUCUUCCGCUCUUCCUAUACGGCACAGCGUGGAAGAAAGACCGGACAGCCGACUUGGUGUACCAGGCACUGAAUGCAGGAUUCAGAGCGGUUGAUACGGCUGGUCAGCCAAAGCAUUACCAGGAGGAUUUGAUUCAGACAAAAUUUACGUCCGUUCAAGGGCAGGAUCCCAAUAAAAUGCCCUAUGAUCCCAGAACUUCGGUGACAGAUCAGGUUCAUGCCUCGGUCAAGUCAUCCCUCCACAAUCUUCGCGCGCCAGAUGCCUCAUCGAGUGUUGAAGAUGCUUACAUUGAUACAUUUCUUCUUCACUCGCCUCUGUCCACAAUGGCUGAAACUAUGGAGGCUUGGCUCACGCUUGAAUCAUACGUGCCUCAUCGCAUCCGCAACCUGGGUAUAUCAAACUGUACCUUACCAAUCCUGAAGGAACUUUAUGCCCGUGCGACGGUUAAACCGGCGGUGGUCCAGAAUCGCUUCUAUCCUGAUACGCGAUUCGACGUCCCAGUGCGCGCCUUCUGUCGGGCCCACGACAUCAUUUACCAAAGCUUUUGGACUCUGACGGCCAAUCCGGAACUAGUUCGAUCAGAUGCGGUUCAAUCAUUAGCGAGUCAGGCCGAGAUCAGUCCUGCAGCAGCAUUAUACUGUCUUGUCCUGGGCCUGGGUAACACAACUGUCCUGAACGGCACGACCAACAGGGCUCGGAUGGAAUCGGAUUUGGCUGCUGUCAGGAAGGUCGAGCAAUUUAGCAAGGACAGUCCCGAUUCAUGGCAGAUGGUACUGGACUAUUUCAAGAGAGUCAUAGGCGACGAUGUGACACUGUAA
Molecule: messenger RNA, 894 nt
Organism: Aspergillus fischeri NRRL 181
Lineage: Eukaryota; Fungi; Ascomycota; Eurotiomycetes; Eurotiales; Aspergillaceae
Product: putative aldo-keto reductase (AKR)
Exons: 2
Coding region: 1-894 (297 amino acids)
Cellular component (GO): cytosol
Molecular function (GO): aldose reductase (NADPH) activity
Source: RefSeq, a predicted model, not a curated record